Molecule: messenger RNA, 9574 nt
Organism: Gorilla gorilla gorilla (western lowland gorilla)
Lineage: Eukaryota; Metazoa; Chordata; Mammalia; Primates; Hominidae
Gene: BLACAT1
Product: BLACAT1 overlapping LEMD1 locus
Exons: 2
Coding region: 3430-3531 (33 amino acids)
Source: RefSeq, a predicted model, not a curated record
UUCCCUAUGAGAUUCCUGCCGCUGGACCCCUCCACUCUGCUGUGGCCUAUGGCUUUUCAUUCCUAUGUGAUUGCUGUCCCAAACUCAUGUAGGGCUAAAAGCCAUGGGCUACAGUGAGGGGCGAGCUCCUUCUCCUGCGCAGCUGUACCUCCCGUGGGACCAGGUUCGGAGCCAGCCACCAAGGGGCACCAGAAGGAGGCUUUGCUUGGGGGUGGGGCAUCACGGGAUCUGGUAACCUGGGAUCGGGGCUAAGCCGUGUGACCUUGGCCCAGUCACUUCCCUUCUGGCCCUGUUUCCUCACUCUGGAAUGAAGAGACUGGGCCGGUGAUUCCAGAGGGAGAUUCCCUCUGAGGAAGGAAGGAGACCUUCAGGGUGUGCUGAGCUUUCUGAGUUGGUUCUUUCCCCCUUGCCAAAUUACUGAGGCCUGGCUUAUGGCCAGAGAUUUGGGGGCUGAAGUCAAGGGCCUCAGGCCAUGAAGACUUGGGCCUUUGCUCAGUGCCUCCAGGAAAACCUCACUCCUUCACUCCUUUCUCUGAGGUCAGCUUGGAAUCCGCAGCCUUUUUUCUGUGUAAGGAGACCUCUGGGCUCUUUCUGAGGCUGAAAUGGGAACACUCCAUGCCGGCCACGAGGGAAGAGGAGGUGUCUGCAGAGUGAAACUAGGAAGGCAGGCGCUCCCCCGGGUGACAGGCUGGACUCCAGGGUCCCUGGCUCCUGGUGUGCUACCAUCUCCAGGAGCUGCCCCCUCCUGCGGUGUGUGAAGGGCACCAGCCCUCCCUGCCCCCGUCCUGCUUGUCACUCAGCUUGCCUGGCUCCUCCCUAUGCCUGUCGCCACUCCCACAUUCCUUCCCCUGCCCGCUUUUAAAUCGGCCUGAUUUUAGCCCUCCCAUCCUGGAAGAUUCCAACAGGUGGCUGUGGUGGAAGAGGAAGCAUCCUCGUACCCCACCUUCUACCCCCUGUUCCAGUCCCCGGUCUGUCUAAGACAGACCACUGAAGAAUCACAGAAAGCACUAGAUUUGGUAUUGACAAUCAGAAGGCAAGUUUCUUAUAAUAUCUCAGAGCCCUUAAUUUCACCAACCAACAUUUACUGGGUACCUACUAUGUACCCCAUGAUUCUAACCGCCUUGCCUGCACUAACCCAUUUCAUCCUCAAGACAGUCCUAUCUACUGUUAGCCUAUUUUACUUAAUGGGAAUUCUGAGGCACAGGGAGCUAAGAAAUUGGCCCACGUUCAUAUGGAUAGGAAGGAGCACAACUGGGACGUGAACCCACAUGUUCUGGUGCCAAAACCCAUGCUCUUAGCACAUCAUGCUGCACAUUGGGAGAGCCAACACCAGUGCAUGGGAAAGUACUCUGAAAACCAGGGAGUGCUGUACCCAGACGGGAGGUUGUUCUCACGAGAUCUCUAUUGGAUGCACGUCCACAAAUUGGCCCCGUGGCCCAACUCCAAUCACCCUUUGUCCAUCACUGGUUUUCCUUUUCCCACAGGAGGUCGGGGGGAGCGGGGGGAUCAGAACAAUAGGAGAAGCAAAGAGAAAUCCCAAGCCAGCUGGGUUUUUGCUGGGGCUGAUCCAGGCUACUUCCCCUCCUGCCCCAGCUUAGAUGGUGAAAGGAACAAGGCAUGAGAAUUGGCCAGGGUUUCUUACUUGCCCUCUGGGUUCUCUCACCCAGAGUUCAGAGACGGCUGGCACCUUCCUCCACUUCCCUCAUUGUCCAGCUGCCCUGGGCCCACAGUGAGCCUAUCCUAUUCCCUACCCUGCUCUGAGGCUGUCCAGGCACCUGAUUUGCUUCCGUUAACUCCUGAUCUCCUAACUGGAAGUCCAGGCUCUAACCUUGUCACUUUCCUCCCCCCUGCAACUGGGCCCCUCCCGGGAAUCCUGUUGUUCAGUUUGCCCGGGUAGUCCCCAGCACUGGGCUCGGCCUGGGAGGAAGGGUACAGAUGAGCCAUUCCAGAGAUUAUACCUCUGUAAAGCUCUAGCAAGGCAAGGGACUUUGUAGGGAUGGCUGAGUAAAUGUUUGUUGAAUGAAGUACGAACUGGGAGAAAAGAUGGAUGGGGUAAAAGAGGUAAGUUGCCACCAGCAGGGACAUAGAGCAAGCCCACAGCUCAGCAACUCACCGGAGACAGUCCUCGCUUUGCUGGGGCUGGGCCUGGAUUGCUUCUGGGGGUUACAAAGGUGGAUCUCCAUUCUAUUCUUUGUCUCUUGGCUACUGCCAAUGGGACAGGCCUGGAGAAGAUAUGCAAUUGUAUAUUUCACAUGAUUGUUCAACUGCAUUGAAUAAGCAAGUUGCCCUCAUGUCCCUUCUCCCUGGAGGAUUCACAGAUCAGAGGGCUGUGUGUGUCUUGUCCCCUGCCUGCAGACGGCUGAAACUUUAUUCCCAGCAAUCUAAGUCUUUUUUACAGUCCUCAGAUAUACCCAGCAUAAGGCCUCCCUUGCGAGAGUGGGCCCAUGUUUAACAACACUGAAUUCAGAUGACUUUUAUUGUAUUUGUUCCAUUUUUGGUGGAAAUAGAGUUUGACUACUAAGCCCUACUCCUUCCUAAAUAUAAAGACUAUUGGGGAAAAAAAAGUCUCUCUCCCCAUCUUUCAAAAGUUUGACACUAAAGUUUGACCUUUGGGGUUCAUUCUGGCGCUGACAGUCCGGUUCACCAGGUUCCCAGCUGCUGCUGCCUGUCAUGUUGGCCACUCUUAGGGUGGGCCAGCCUCUGCCAAGCCAGGCUGGAAAACACUGAGUGCAGGCCACAAAGACAUUUCAGGACUAUUGCUGCUCUGACCUCUCCAGCUCCCAAGAAUCUCAGAACCACUGAGAAUGCUUGGCUGCCCUUGCAGUCUGGAAAAGUGGAGGGAUCUUUCUCCAUAGGUGGGCAAGCAAGAUACAAGGGUGGCUGGCCUGGCAAGCUAGGGUCUGUGGUCUCUGAAGGCCAUUGGAGGCAGAGGCCUUGGCCUGUGAUUCCAGAGAGCUCGGUGAGCCAGAGGCUAGAGCUCAGGCUCAAGCAGGCCAAGAAGGAGUUAACCUCCAAGGAGAAUGUGGGCUUCUCCCAGACUGGAGGUCUGUGCCCAGUUUUGCUGGUGCCAACUCUGGGAAGAAGUCCUGGGAUCUGUAGUUUGUGCCACCACCCACCCCUGGCCUGCCUGUUUAUCAACACGGUCUUGUAGACUACAGUUCCCAGAAACCUGCAGAGGCUAGGCUUUGGGGGAAGGGGUGGGGAAGGAGGCUCCGUGGCGGCCAGAGGGAGAGGGAGAGGGAGGAGGUGGGGAGAGAAAACCCAAUUCACCCCCUUCCUUUUUAAUUCUUUCUCCUGGUGUGUCUGCUCCACCGCCCGAGCUAAUCCCCCAAAUCCGGUCUCCUAAGCCGCAGCUGCUUCCCUUCGCAGUGAUGAAUGGCUCAGGGAGGGAAGAUCUCUGGUGAGUGUUCUCCCAGCCUGGCGUAGGGCAUGCCCCAGUUCACUUUCGCCUGCUUCUGUGGUCUCCACGGCUUCUGCAAAAUGAAGAGGAAGAAGGAGGAAGUUCACAGAGAGCGGGAGACGGCGGUGUGAUCAGAACCAGGGCCCCUCCAUCAAGCCCCCAGCAGGUCCCAGGCCUGAUGGUGCCUGCUUCUGGCUGGGGCUUGGAGCAGGAAGCCGUGUGUAUAUCUUAAGUCUUGAUUUAGCCAGUGCUCUUCUCAGCCUGACUCUCACCCGUGGGCAUCACCUCCUGUGUGCCUCUCAUCCUCCUCAUGCCCACACCCAUUAGCUUCCAAUUCUCAGACCUCCUUGGAGAGAGGCCCCAGCCACACAAGGGGGAACCCCAGGACCUGCCGCAUGCCUUCCAGAGACUGAGAAGCCCCAGGGAGGCCAAGGAGUGAAACUUCUUUCCUGCCCUGAGAGCUUCGGGGGACUCUUCUCAGGGUAACCGCAUGAGGCAUGUGCCGCCUUGGGCUAGGAGAGCUGUUGCUAAAUGGGAAACUGGCUGCUCUAGCAGAGAACUUCCAGCAGCCCUGACCCUGGAGAAGGCCUCCAGGGCGGAAUUGUGAGACUCUCCUGGGAUUCCAGGACCUGGGGCAAGAGUCCUUUUCCAGCCCCCUGCCAGCAUCCUCCUGGGCCAGGUGGGGCCAGGCCUGAGGUGGCCAGCCCAGUGAGGAGGAAGGCAGAGGUGGCCAGUGGCUCUGUGGCUCCCUCUGUUCUUGCUCUCCAGAAAGCAGUGUUUCCUCCAGCCCUGGCCCUGACCCACCCAUGUUCAUGAUGCCUGUGCCUCCUUGCCAGCGUCACAGAUGUGGGGAGGCCUGUUCCCCAGGCCCUGACUCCCCUCCUCAGGGACUGUCUUGCUAUGGCCAGACUGAGGGACCCCUUUUCUGGACUGAGCCGUGCCCUCCCUCGAUUCUCCUGUCUCCCCUGCCUUUUUCUUCUCUCCUCAGAAGCCAUAGAGGGGACUGCGUUCGUAUGUGGUGCCUUCAGUGGAAACUCUUAGGGUAGGGGGACCUCUAGGACCUUCCUCGACUUUUUCCCUCAUUCCCCACCCCCGCCAACCUUCCAGAUUCAGCCUCUGCCCUUACCCCCAGCCCAUUUCCAGGAGGUAGGAAGCAAAAGAAAAAAGCAUUUCCUUCCCUCUUUCCUUCUUCCUUCCUUCCUCUCUCCCUUCAUUUUGGUAUAACUUAGCCUUUUGUCUUUGAUCCUGGAGUUCUCCGGGGCUAGAAGACAUGCAGAGAGGAAUGCCAGCAGCAGAGAUGCUUCAGGCAGAUUCUGUAAGCCUGUUCUCCCUCAUCAGGGAGCAGCUCAGCCAAGGAGCAAAGUCAGACCCCCUCUAGCUCCCCAGGGACAGAAUAGCCCUUCUGACAGGUAAACAGGUGACCUGGGUAGAGAGGGCAAGGCCCCAAGAUAGGAGAGUCUGGGCUCCCCUUUCCUUGGAAUGUGGGCCUCUCUGGGCAACUAGGGAGGGCAAAAGUCUUCCUCGGCUGGUUCGCCCAAAACCUGGGAGAAGCAAGGGCACAUUCUAUGCUGGCAGCCUCUGCCUGCCCAGCUCAUGCCCACACUCAGGGGCCUUUCCUGGGCUUUGGGCAGAUUGGGUGGGAUUCAGGUUGUCUUUAUGAGGCUUGAGCACAGCUUGAGUUCCUCCUCCCAUCCUCCAACCCCUUCCUUUGCCCCUACCUCCUAGCCCCCACCUUCUACAAUCUGUUAUUUCCUUUUAUAUCCAAAGAAUUAUAAACAGAAGUCCUUCCCUCAAGGGAACAGCAAGAUUCAGCAAUAAAGGCCAGUGGGGUCACAAAGGACAGAAGAAAAACUCCCUGGUUCUUUGUCCUCUUGGAUAGUAGAGGCCUUGGGUGAGGCAAAGAGAUGGGCAGAAAAAGUUACCUUGAUACAGAGGCCAGAGAGCCUCCUGGAGGGCAUGUGUGUCCCUAGCGGUCACCUGUGAGGCUGCAAUCCUAGAAAAGUCACUUCUGUGGCAGAGGAUGAAAUUGUAUCCCCGGAGACACAGAGAUAUUGGGUGUUAUGUCCUGACCACACAGGCUCACCAGGAGGAAAGGUUAGGAAAGUGGAGAAAGUACGUCCUGGGGAGCGGGUGGCCAAGGAGAGCUUUCCCCUUGUGCGCCUCUCAGACCUUGGCAGGGAUUGCAGCUGCAGGGGUUUGGCAGUGAGCCCAUCCAGAGAGCUUCCUCCCCGGGAGAACUCCCUUGGCUCCAGAGGGAUACUAGAUAUCUUGAGCCCUGGCUUUGGGAACAUGGGUGGGGUCCCAAGGUCAACGUGUUCUGAGUGGAGGUCCAGUUGUCCUCUGCCUCCAAGCCAGCAGCCUCUUCUUCACCCAGGGCUGAGGUUGGGGCCAGCACUGCAGCUGGAAUUGUCUGAGCAGGAGGUAGCAGCUUCUAGCCAGGCACACCCCAACCCCACAUUCUAUUGUCCCUCAGUUUCCUUCUCAGGGAAAUGGGGACUUUGCUCCUUUUAGCAUCUCAGGAAGCAGUCUGGACACCUGUGCCCUCCUCUAGGCCCUUGGAUGAGCCCAGGGAAUAGGAAAAGGCCAAAGCAGCCCCAGCAUUCGCAGACCCUGUGCCCUGGGCCUCUGACUUCGGGCCAGGCUUCUGCUCCUUCUAGGAUGGGCCUGGCUGCCCUGCCUUCCCAUCCUCUCUCCAUAGUUCUCUCCCAGAGACUCCACCUUGAGGUGGGGGCCCUGAGCUCUUGGGGUGAGGGAGGGGCACAUGGGUAGAUGAUUCUGUGGAGGAGAUCAGGCCUCUUGUUCUUGCUGCGUGGCACUGAUUCCUCCUUGCAGAUGGGUGAGGGGGCUAGUUUUCCCCAUCUGUAAAGCGAGGACUUCCCAUGGCCAUUUUCCCUCUUGGGCUUCAGGCUGCUGAAUGGAAGAUCAAGAAGUGUGAAGGGUGCUUGGGGUCCUUGUGACUUGAGUGUUGCCUAGGACCCUGGCCCACAGGACCCAAGGGGCUUCUUGUCUCAGGUUGAAACCUUUUUAUCAGAAUGUCAUUUUCUUCUCUGCUCCCAGGGAAGGGCUUUUUGCAUGUAGCAUAUGGGUUCAUAGAAAUAUAUAGGGAGAUUGUUAUUUUUAGAAAAAAAAAGAGCAAUAAUUAACUAACUGAAAUACACAUGAAGUGUUAGAGUGGGAUGCAAGGAGCACUGAGCUGGGAGCCAGGUCUCCUGGCUUCUAGCCCUGCUUGGAAACUAAUGACCUAUAUGACCUUAGACUAGUCAUGUCUUAUUUCUGAGACUCAGGUUCCUCAACUAUAAAUAGGGGAUUACAUGAAUUUCCUCUUAAGUCUCCUUUGGAGUCCAGGGCUCUGUGAGUCUGGGAAGUUGAGCCUCAGUGGGGCAUAGGGUUGUGGAACCAGAGGGUCGCAGGUUUCCUCUGCCCUCACAGAUGCAUUCUGUGCAGACAACAGACAUAUCUGGAGGGUGGAUGGAAGUGGUAUGGUGGCUCUGAGAAGUGAGAGGGGGAGUGAGAGGGAAAGGCAAGUCACCCAGAGCUUCUGCUAGAAUCUUCCCCUAGCCAGGGCCCAGGACUCCUUGCAGUUCUGCCUCUCUUCCCUCCUACAGCCAGGCCCAAGGGGAGUAAGUCAGUUGGCCUAGACUCUGACUCCAGGUCCUGUCUAGGCCAUCACAGGCGCCACUCUUAUGUACGUUCUCACUUUCUCUCUGUCACAUACACACAGCAUCACCACCACCACCACCACAACCACCUGCAGAUAGAUGCUCAAGUGAUUCUAGAAGAGAUCUCAAGGACUGGCGCUCUGCUCCAGUUAUGUAACCCAUGGGCUUCCCUUUGCACAGCUCCUCAUGUGCCCAUCUCCAUGCUGAUCAAACCACCCCACCUCAUUCCUUGCCUUCUGCAAGGGGAAGUGCCUCAGGCUGGAGUUUGUCCUGUCUACAGACUGAAUAUGCAUUUUGCCCAGUGGCUGGAGAUGUGCUGGUGGUGGAAUGUGCUGGUGAUUGUUUCUGGAUGGAGAGCCACAGCCCCCCAGUGUUCUGCCAUGACUGACUCCUGACCUUGGCAAAUUGCCUCCUCUCUCCCAGCCUCCUCCAUAACAGGUGGCGAUGAGUCCCAUUUCCUCCCUACCUCACAGGAAGGCACGCAUUAUAAAGGGCACACUUAUCAGAUGUGCCCAGAUGUGGCUGGAACUUUUGGAGACAGAUACUUGGUUCACAACUGCAAAGGUGGGCUUUCACCAGAGAAGAAAAUCUCUGGGCUGCUGAGUUCAGUGGGCUCCUUGCAGGCUGGUCCAGGAAGUCUGGUGUUCCUCCUGAAGGUGGCUGCUAUGUCCAGCAGGUGAUCAAGCUGACAGUACCACAAGAACCAAGAAACAGAAUCUGUUCCCAAGGAAUGAACGUUCUAUCUCUCUGACCCAAAAGCAAGAGCAAGAGAGAGCUGUCACCAUCAUCACCCGGCUCCCAACACAAACACAGCCCCCCAAGUCCAUAUUGCUGACAAGGGUGUCUGGCUUGGGGUGAAUCCUCUGGACCCCCAGGCCAUCCCUGGAGUGGUCAGUGCCCACUGUGCCAGGGUUAUUGUGGCUAGUCUGCCUGGGUUCGCUUCUCUAAAUUUCCAUGGGAUAGGAACUAUAGAUCAUGAAGAAGAAACAGGAACCUUGACUCUUCGCGGAGGAGCCCAGGAGGUCAGAACCAUCCACCAGGAGGGUGAGCGGUAGCUGCCCAGGGCAUCCCUGGAGGAAGUCGUCAUACUGAGGAAGAAAUUGCCAAAGCCAAGAGCUCCCAGACCUGGGCAGCUCAGGAGCUGACAGAAACCACCCCCCAAGUCUGGAGUUCAAGGGUUUUCCUCGUGGGCUGCUGGUCUGUCUCUUUCCCUUCUGGGGCAGCCGUCUCUCCUCCUUCAGCUCAUUCCCGUGUUCCAUCUGAGGGGCGGGAGGAAGGCACGAGGGGGAGAUGGCAGGACCCAGACAGAUCCUCAGGACUCUCCCAGCCUCUGUUGCCAUGGCAACACUGCUAUUUUUAUCCCGUUGUUCAUGAUGCUCAAAGCUCUAACUUUCUCUGUUCCAGAGAGGCCAGGCUGGUUUCUGCCCUCAUCCUUUAACACAGCAUCUUCUCCCAGAGGCCUGAGGAUGGGAAAAAGUGAUGGAGAAAAGGGGAACCCCUAAGGUCACCCCUCAGCCAGGGGGAACUGUUUAACAGGGGUUUGUCUCUGCCCUUUUGAGCCUUUGGUUUUCUACCUGGCUCAGGCACCCAGGUUUAUGUUUUCUAGAUCAAAACUCUGCAUGGUCUCCCUGAGAGACUGCUCCAGAGAGAAAAGAGCUGCCAAUCAUGAUGGAUUUUUUCCUACACAGGUAUGACACUGCAGCCACUUCCCUUCUUGGGAAAAUUAAACUUCAUUCUGAAGAAUGUCCUGUUGGUGGUAUAAGCCAACCCCUGCCCUCCUAAAAGGGGAUAGAUAAUUAAAUUUGGUUAAUUAGCAAUCAGAUUCACUGGGGAAUUGAAACCAGUACUUCCCUUUCUUCUGUCCCUCCACCAAAGAACCGGAACAAAUGGCUUCAUGUCUUUGUCCAGUCUUUCUGCCUAAAGCAAAAUAGCAUAUAUUCUCCAGGCUGAAAAGUAGAUUCCUCCUCACCCCUACUCAAGACGGCCACAUUUCAAUCCAGGCUCUUGAAGACAGGGUCUAAUGAAACGAUUUCUGUUCUUUCUCUGUCUGUUCCCUCUGGCCCAGCUUCUAGUCCUCUCCUUAUGUCCCCACCUCCAUGGCAGUGGCAAGAGACCCCUGAGAGUCAAUGGUGCUAACGUUCCCCACCUAUAUACCCCUAUGUAGUUUAUCGAGAUUUGAACCCAGCACCUGGGUGGCUGUGUUGGGCGGAUCCAUUUCACAUCCUCAAGAUCACAACCCUGGCGACAGGUCUGGAUUAAUUCUGUAAAGUAGCAAUCUAUAUCAUGCUAAACUCCUGCACUGAGGUUCUACCUGGGCUGAACUGACUCGUGGAUGGUUAAGUUUCCUGGGGUGGCUGGAACCCAUUUACUAAGCCUCUAAUUGGUUUCAUUUUGGCUCAAGUUGCAUGGUUUCCCGAAUCUAUGCACCUGGAGUAAGCACUUUUCUGGUUGCCACUGAAAAGCAUGCCGGCAAACGCUGCUCUGUUAAUUGCUGUAAUAAACAGACUUUAUUAUA